Messenger RNA from Colletotrichum destructivum, 4126 nucleotides. RefSeq names its product Putative amino acid transporter, transmembrane domain-containing protein. The transcript is spliced from 7 exons. Gene Ontology annotation, cellular component: fungal-type vacuole membrane. Gene Ontology annotation, molecular function: L-glutamine transmembrane transporter activity. Bases 1304 to 3349 code for a protein of 681 amino acids. The record is from RefSeq and is a predicted model, not a curated record. NCBI's taxonomy places the organism in Eukaryota, Fungi, Ascomycota, Sordariomycetes, Glomerellales, Glomerellaceae. Gene Ontology annotation, biological process: amino acid transmembrane transport; proline transport.
UGAAAACCCAGCGUCUGAUAUGCGGCCGACUUGUUGUUCUCUUCAGCCUGCCGGCCGAAGUGGGCAGUGGGCAGUCGAAUCCACCUUCGACUUGGACUAUCUGUUUACCUACAUGGCUAGCUACGUACAGAGCAAUGUAAUGUGUGUGAUUCCAUCCCGCAUUUGGAUCGGUCUUCGCAAAGUGUAUGGGAUCGGAUGUGUGUCUCUCGCUGUGUAUCUUGCUAUGUGACGGCAGCCAUGUCGCAUGCAGGCAGAUCUGCAGGUAGCGACGCAUGAUCAUUUAUACUUGUGCGAUUUGGAUUUCUAUAUGGGCCCGGUGCCGCCGAUAGCAACAACCUUGGGCCUGAAGGGUUGAAUGACUAGGAGGAAAACCACAAACGGCAUAACCUCGUAAUAUUUUUUUCUCAAGAUCCCCAUCGGCCCUGCCUGGUCAACACGGCCAGGAUGCACCCGUUCCUACCCUCCGAGUUCCAUGUCUAGUCUGGCCUGCGAGAAAGCUGGAGAAGCGGUGGCUGGUCUGACUGUCCGGCUGGGGUAGUGGUGGUCUCCUGAUUUUGCUGGCUGGGUUCCUUGGCUUUCGAGCAUCUACGCCUUUUCCCUCUCUAUUCCGGCUCUACGUCGUCGUUAUCGGCGGCGGCGGCGGCGGCGGCUUCUUUCCACCCUUUUCUCCCACUUUCCCUCUUCCUCUGUCUCGUGGACAGCUCAAACCAAUGAACCAACCAACAACCAAAAAUACCAGUAUCUGGAGUUUAACAUCUAGCUCGCCUCUCUCCCUCUUCUCUCCUCAUACUACGACGUAACCUGAACUGCUGUUAUCUCUCUCGUUCCGCCCUCCAUACCCACCCCGACGUGGAGCAAAACCAGGGAAAAAAUAAGCAAGCCAGUUGGAACUUCGCCAGAUAGUAUCACCUGCGGCAGACAACCUGGGCUUCCGACAAUCCACUGCACUAGCACCAUCUCAUCUCCUGCGACUUCCCCACUUGGACCGCCUCUGGUAGGGGUGCGAAAGGGCAGAUUUGCGACCUAUCUUUACACGGUCCGGCCGUUUUGGGCGCUGCACGUAGCGUGUGCCUCGUGCCGUGCUACAGAUACCACGACCAGGUAUAUACACGACUGAACGCCCGCGCGCAAGAAAAAGCCAGUCGAGCGACCGCCUCAAUAUCUGCCUCUCCCCGUGCUCUACCUCUUUCUCCCCGUCUUCUUGUUUUCGAGGCUCUCUUCGCCUCUGUAUUGUCGCUCUGGCCACUUCCAAUUCCUCCCAGAGUAGGACUCUUAUUGCGACAGCUCUGUAUCAGUUUUCCCCAUGGCCUCGAGAAACCCCUCCACAUGGGACGAGUACGAACGGGGCGCAUCCCCUCAGCGCUCCGUGAGCAUCGACUCCAACGCCGUCGCUGAGGACCAGUCGCUCCUGGGAGAGGACGACGAGGGUGGCUACGGCGGCGGUUCUCAUGGGCUUCGCCGCAGAAGGUCUUCAGUAACGCGACACCUCGCCGCCAUUACAGACAUUGGCGGCGUCAACAGUAUUCGCUCCUUCACUCGAAGUUGGGCGCGUGCGGCGGGCUUUGCCGAGGUCUUGCCCCAACGACCAUCCUUCGUCUUCGCGCCCGAUCAGGUUCCCAUUGCCUCGGGGUCGAACGAGGCGCUCGACUACUCCCGAAGCCAUGUCGAGUCGGGCUCCCACCCGCGAACCUCGCUGCUCAGACAGCACCUCGAGGCCACACCCGAGACAGGGCCGAGCACCUCACACCAGAAUGGCUCUUCCGCUUCACUUGUGGAUGACGGCUUGGUCCAGAACGACUUCCGCGACAGAGAGCGCAAGGCGGUCGAGGCGGAAAUGUCGGGCGCUGUCUAUAGCGGCUCGAGCUUCGGUAGCGGUCGCCGUCCCUCGCAGUCCAUCUUCGCAGUCCCGCCCCAUUUGGCGACUCCGCCGCUGGUUGGCAGCUACAGCUCGUACAGAACGUAUGGCACCAUAGAGGAUGUUGACUCGCCGUCAAUGGCCCAGGCCGGCGAGCUGUGGCGUCAGCAACAAGAGGCAGGGGGCAACGUACCCGACGGAGAGAACAUGCCCAUUCUCGUGAAGGAGGUUGAGCAGGACGGAAAGAUCAUCUUGACUGUGGAAGGGCAGUCCACGCUUCCUCAAACCAUCUUCAAUUCGAUCAACGUUCUGAUCGGCGUCGGUCUCUUGAGUUUACCCAUGGGUAUCAAGUAUGCCGGGUGGAUUUGCGGCAUGACCAUCCUGGCCGGUUCCGCGGCCGUAACGGCCUACACGGCGAAGCUUCUGGCCAAAUGCAUGGAUCUUGACGCCAGCUUGAUUACCUUCUCUGAUCUGGCCUACAUUUCGUACGGACGCAACGCGCGCAUUGCCACCAGCAUUCUCUUCACUCUCGAGCUAUUGGCUGCCUGUGUCGCCCUCAUCGUUCUCUUCGCCGAUUCUCUGACCCUCCUUUUCCCGGGUUUCUUGAGCGUAAACACCUGGAAGCUGAUAUGCUCCGUCAUCAUGAUCCCUCUCAACUUCCUCCCCCUCCGGUUGUUGAGUUUUACCAGCGUCAUUGGCAUUGUGUGCUGUUUCAGCAUUGUGGCGAUUUUGGUGAUUGAUGGACUCAUCAAACCGACAACACCUGGCUCGCUCAUCGAGCCAGCCACGACGUAUCUGUUCCCGGCGAACUGGGGCACAUUGCCGUUGAGUUUCGGCCUGCUCAUGAGCCCCUGGGGUGGCCACAGCGUAUUCCCCAACAUCUACAGAGAUAUGCGCCAUCCUCACAAGUACCCUCGGGCCGUAAAGACGGUCUUCACGUCCGUGUACCUCCUCGACGCCUUCACGGCCGUUGUGGGUCUCCUCAUGUAUGGUGACAACGUCAUGGAUGAGAUCACAGCCAACAUCCUCCAGACGAGCGGGUACCCACGUGCGCUCAACUUCUUGUUGUGCGUUUUUAUUGCCAUCAUUCCUCUGACCAAGAUCCCGCUCAACGCCAGACCGAUCGUUGCGACUCUGGAGGUGUUGACUGGCAUCCACCAGCAGGCUGUUGCCGACAGCUCAGCCAUGGUCGGCCGCUCCGCCACCUUCAGAGGCAUCAUGAAGGUAGCCAUCAGAGUCGUGACCGUCUUGGUAUUCCUCGUCAUCUCCAUUUUGUUCCCAGCCUUCGACAGCAUCAUGGCGUUUAUGGGCAGUGCCUUGUGCUUCACCAUUUGCGUGCUUUUGCCUCUUGCGUUUUACGUAAAGCUAUUCAGCAAGGAGAUCACUCCGCAGGAAAAGCUCCUUUGCUACGUCCUGAUGACCAUUUCAACGAUCCUGUCCGUGGUGGGUACGGUCUGGGCUUUCCUGCCCAAGAGUCUAAUCGGCGCAGAAUGAGAGGCGUUGAUGGCAUUGGGAUGCUUGUGUGCGUCGUGGCCGUGAUUGGCGUCUUGAAUAUUCGCUCUACCGGAACAUUGCUUGGCGCUGGUGGCACCUGGUUAUAAUGCCUGCAUGAUGUAAUGGGUUGCUUUGUGCAUGUUUGCCGCUAUAUCCCCAGCAUUUCUUGUUUAUUUCUCUAGCCGAAUCGUGUCUGCGGGGCCCUCUGUCUCUCAAUGGCUCUGUAUAGAUGCUUAACCGUGCUGUUUAAAUAACAUCUUAUCUUGCUGCCUUUGACGACAGCUUGAUUUACAAGACCUGCACCCUCUUCUCUUUCUUCCCAGUCCUAAUGAUGGCACCGUGGUCGGUUGACGUCCUGUCCCGGCUUGGCCUAUGCUCCCCUGGUUAAUGCCCCAGGCGAACCAACGGCAGGUCGUGGGAGGCCUGGUAGAUAAACACGCAAAGGGUCACACGGCUUGUCGUCAUGGUUCGACUUUGAGGCCUGACCCACGCAAAGUGCUCUUGAUAGGUACCGAGCACUGGCUGACGAGACCGAAUGGCCGAGAACCCGGACGGACACUGACAGGUCUAUCAAACACGACAUGUCGGCCUGGCUUGGCUUUGCUCCGUCCCCUUGCACCAGAGUAACUCGGCCUUGACUCUGAAGUGUCUGUUUCGUUCACUAGAUCCGGGCAUCUAACCCCGUCCUGUGUUUGGUAGGUGUCCAGGAGCAGAUGGGUAAUGGCGACAGCGAAGUGAAGGCACCUACCUACCUAUCUACUUGCCUAUCCAUUUCAU